Molecule: messenger RNA, 1032 nt
Organism: Cinara cedri
Lineage: Eukaryota; Metazoa; Arthropoda; Insecta; Hemiptera; Aphididae
Source: the annotation of a GenBank genome assembly
AUGACUUAUAAAGCAGAUAAAUUACGUUAUGAAUCGAUGAUUUAUCGAAAAGCAGGAAAAAAUGGAUUACGUCUUCCUAUUAUCUCCUUAGGGUUAUGGCAAAAUUUUGGUGGGGAAAAUACACUAGAAACACAACGCGAGAUGUUACAUACUGCUUUUGAUUUAGGGAUUACUCAUUUCGAUCUUGCAAAUAAUUAUGGAACCCCAUAUGGUAGCGCCGAACUUAAUUUUGGUAAAAUUUUUCAUCAAGAUUUACGCCAAUAUCGAGAUGAAAUUAUUAUUUCAACAAAAGCUGGUUAUGAUAUGUGGCCUGGACCAUAUGGCCAAAAAGGGAGCUCUCGUAAAUAUUUACUUGCAAGCUUAGAUCAAAGUCUUAAACGUCUAAAAUUAGAUUACGUGGAUAUAUUCUAUUCACAUUGUUUUGAUAAAGAAACUCCAUUAGAAGAAACAGCUGGAGCACUUGCUAGUGCAGUAACGCAAGGAAAGACACUUUAUGUAGGUAUUUCUUCAUAUCCAUCUUCAAAAACAAUUGAAAUAGCAAAUAUACUUAGUAAGUAUAAUAUUCCAUUAUUAGUUAAUCAAUCUUCUUACAAUAUGUUUAAUCGUUGGAUAGAACUUAAACUUUUAAACAUUUGUGAAAAAUAUGGUGUGGGCAUAAUAGCAUUUAGUACUUUAGCUCAAGGAUUGCUUACUAAAAAAUACAGUAAUUAUAAUUUAAAUAAUAUGUUAUUAAAAACAUUAUCAAGAUCUACUAUUAGUCCUACUGAUCUUUCGAUAGAAAAUUUAACACGUAUUAAAUAUCUUGAAAAAAUAGCUAAAAAACGUAAUCAAACAUUGGCACAAAUGGCAUUAUCUUGGGUAUUACGUGAUACACGUAUCACCUCAACUUUAAUUGGAGCAAGUAGUUGUACACAAAUACGUGAGAAUGUAGAUAUAUUAAAAAACCUUACCUUUAAUAAAGAAGAACUCAUAGAAAUUGAUUCUUUUGCUAUUGAUGGAUCUGUAAAUUUUGGUCGGCAACAGGAAAUUUAA